Messenger RNA from Hevea brasiliensis (rubber tree), 1954 nucleotides. RefSeq names its product metal tolerance protein C4. The coding region runs from base 265 to 1683 and encodes 472 amino acids. The record is from RefSeq and is a predicted model, not a curated record. NCBI's taxonomy places the organism in Eukaryota, Viridiplantae, Streptophyta, Magnoliopsida, Malpighiales, Euphorbiaceae. Gene Ontology annotation, cellular component: membrane. Gene Ontology annotation, molecular function: monoatomic cation transmembrane transporter activity. The transcript is spliced from 13 exons. Gene Ontology annotation, biological process: zinc ion transport; transmembrane transport.
GAGAGAGAGAGAGAGAAAAUAUUACAAACAAGAUGGCUCAGGCACACAGAGAGAGAGAGAGAGAGAGAGAGAGAGAUACGCGCUCCUACCUCGCGCCAUGAUGAAUCAGCUAUACUCUAUAGUUUAGUACCUCCUUAAACCCAAAAACCCUUAAAUUUCUAAUACACAUCGAGUCAAAUUUUUUCCAUGUCCAAAGAAUUUUAAACUUUGAAGAGAAACAUACAGCGAUUGAAAGUCCUGUUAACCUUCUUCUUUUUCUUUUUAAUGCAAGCGUCAUAUCGUUUUCUCUCUCGCCUUCACUAUUCCCAGAAGCACACUUCAUCCGUUUCUUCUUCCAUUUUAUGGAACAAGGACUUGAUCCUCUCAUUAACCCAGUACAAUUCCAACAAUGAAAAUUGCAACACUAACUCUUGUUUAGACCCUAAUUUUGCCAAACAAGUUUUGAGCUUUGGUUCCUUUGCUCAGUCUCGUGGUUCUUUCACUUCUAAUAGGUUCUUAUUCUUGGGUUUGGUUUCGUUGGAUAAUCAGAAUUAUCAUAACUACUCAAUUCGUCGUAAUUUUUUCAGGAGGGCUAAACAAGUGAAGAAGAUCGAAAUCAAUGAUAAACAUAGUCAAAGAGCAGUCACAAUUGCAUUAUGGUGCAACUUCCUUGUUUUCUCUCUCAAGUUUGGGGUCUGGUUAGCAAGCUCUAGUCAUGUGAUGUUGGCUGAAGUUGUGCAUUCAGUUGCAGAUUUUGCAAACCAGGCUCUCCUUGCAUAUGGUUUGAGUAGCUCAAGACGCGCACCAGAUGCUCUUCAUCCCUAUGGCUAUUCCAAGGAAAGGUUUGUGUGGUCCUUGAUAUCUGCUGUUGGUAUAUUUUGUCUUGGUUCUGGAGCUACAAUUGUUCAUGGAGUUCAGAACUUGUGGACUUCACAUCCCCCUGCAAACAUUCAAUAUGCAGCUCUAGUGAUUGGUGGUUCAUUUAUCAUUGAAGGUGCUUCUCUUCUUGUUGCCAUACAAGCUGUGAAGAAAGGUGCAGCUGCAGAGGGAAUGAAAGUGAGAGAUUAUGUUUGGCGUGGUCAUGAUCCCACAUCUGUUGCAGUCAUGACAGAGGAUGGUGCUGCAGUAACUGGACUUGCUAUUGCUGCUGCAUCUUUGGUUGCAGUAAAUACCACAGGGAAUGCAAUUUAUGAUUCUAUAGGUUCAAUUAUUGUGGGCAGCCUGCUUGGGAUGGUGGCUAUAUUUCUUAUCCAGAGGAAUCGGCAUGCUUUGAUUGGUAGAGCAAUGGAUGACCAUGAUAUGGAGAAGGUUCUCUGUUUGCUGAAAAAUGACCCGGUUGUAGAUGCUCUAUAUGAUUGCAAAAGUGAGGUGAUUGGACCUGGAUUCUUUAGAUUUAAAGCAGAAAUAGGUAUUGUCAUGCUCUUUCCAGUCUUUGCCAUUUCAUCUCAGUAUUUUAAUGGAGUGGUGGUGGUGCGGAAUUAUCUAAAUAGGACUGGACGUGCAGAGUGGGCCAGACAGUUUCGUGAAGCUGCAAAGGAGAAGGAUGAUACUGCAUUGCUCAAGAUCAUGUCAAACUAUGGCGAGGAAGUAGUUACCGCUUUAGGAAGUGAAGUUGAUAGGCUUGAAAAGGAGAUCCAGGAGCUUGUUCCUGGUAUUCGGCAUGUUGAUAUAGAAGCUCACAAUCCAACAGGACCAACCCCUUGAUUAUAAUGUUCAUACGGCAUUUCUAUGUUACAUAAUGCAUGGAUGAAUAUCAUGCAUGCAACAAGAAAUGGCAGAUAAAUGGCUUUUUGCAUAUUUGCGCCAAGUAACAUACUAUGCAAAUAUUUAUAGGGAGAUUCCCAAUCUGUUAAUAUAUGGAUAGUUUUCCUGGAAUUGGUAUAUUUUAAGAAUUUGCCUUGAGCAAAUUGAUUGGAAUUUUCUAGACAGUUGAGCUGCCUUUGGUUUUCAUGAAAUGAAUUAAUUUUGUUCGUAA